Messenger RNA from Cladophialophora psammophila CBS 110553, 1731 nucleotides. Its product is annotated as prolyl-tRNA synthetase. Gene Ontology annotation, molecular function: ATP binding; proline-tRNA ligase activity. The transcript has a single exon. NCBI's taxonomy places the organism in Eukaryota, Fungi, Ascomycota, Eurotiomycetes, Chaetothyriales, Herpotrichiellaceae. The record is from RefSeq and is a predicted model, not a curated record. Bases 1 to 1731 code for a protein of 576 amino acids. Gene Ontology annotation, biological process: prolyl-tRNA aminoacylation. Gene Ontology annotation, cellular component: aminoacyl-tRNA synthetase multienzyme complex; cytoplasm.
AUGUCCCACCCUAGAAACCCCUCGAAAACCGAACUUCCCACCCGAGAGAAAGAGCCCAAGACUAAAGCCGGACAGAAGAUGGAGGCAAAGGGUGCUCCCGAAAAGCCGAUUGGCAAAGCGGAAGCGAAACUUCCUCAGAAAUCAGGUGGAAAGAAAAAGAAGAUGGAGGGAGCUGCUUUGAUUGGCAUUGAUGUGUCCAAAGACGUCGACUUCUCGGAGUGGUAUCAGCAGGUCUUGCUGAAGGGAGACAUGCUUGACUACUACGAUAUUUCCGGCUGCUACAUCCUCAAGCCUGCAUCGCAAUUCAUUUGGGAUGAAGUCAGAGCCUGGUUUGACGCAAGGAUUAAGAAGAUGGGUGUCAAAAACUGCUCGUUUCCUCUGUUCGUCUCCGAAGACGUGUUGAAUCGUGAGAAGGCUCAUAUCGACGGGUUCGCAGCCGAGGUGGCGUGGGUGACGCACGGAGGCAGUACCAAGUUGGAGAAGAAGAUCGCCAUUCGCCCUACUUCCGAGACUGUCAUGUAUCCUUACUACGCCAAAUGGAUCCAGAGUUACCGUGACUUGCCUCUCAAACUCAACCAAUGGAACUCUGUUGUCCGAUGGGAGUUCAAGCACCCGCAGCCAUUUCUGCGCACUCGGGAGUUUCAUUGGCAGGAAGGCCAUACGGCGCAUCUGACCGAACAGGAGGCGGGCAAGGAGGUCCUGGAGAUUCUCGACCUGUAUGCCCAGAUCUAUGAAGAGCUCUUGGCUGUCCCCGUUAUCAAAGGGAGGAAGACGGACAAAGAAAAGUUCGCGGGUGGAUUGUACACCACCACUGUCGAAGGAUACAUUCCUGCUACGGGCCGUGGGAUUCAGGGAGGUACCUCGCACUGCUUGGGACAAAACUUCAGCAAAAUGUUUGGCAUCACGGUACAAGACCCCAACGCAAAGACUGAGGAAGAGAAGAAGAACCAGCUGUACGUCUGGCAGAAUUCUUGGGGACUGUCGACUCGAGUCAUUGGUGUAAUGGUCAUGAUCCACGGUGAUGACCGAGGCCUGGUAAUGCCGCCUCGCGUCGUCGAAGUCCAGGUCGUCAUUGUGCCGGUCGGAGUGACAGCCAAAACCACGGAGGAGGAGAGAGAAGCAUUGUACAAAGAAAUCGAAGGACUGGUGGAGGUCCUCAGAGCCGUCAAUGUCCGAGUGGAAGCGGAUUUCCGAGAGGGAUAUUCUCCGGGAUGGAAGUUCAAUGACUGGGAAUUGAAAGGCGUUCCCCUUCGUUUGGAGUUCGGGCCUGGAGAGAGCAAGGGCCACUACGUCACCGCGUCUCGACGAGACCUUCCGAAAGCUGAGAGCAAGAGUCAGAUUGCCAUCAGUGAACUCAACGCUGCCGUCCCGGAGCUGCUGGAUACCAUUCAGAAGGACCUGUACGAGCGCGCAGACGCCAAAUACAAGUCGCACAUCAAGAAAGUGACCAAUUGGGAUGACUUUGUUCCGGCCCUGAACGACAAGAAUGUCAUCCUUUUGCCCCAUUGCCUGACAGAGGCAUGCGAGGACCAGAUCAAAGAGAACAGUGCUCGUAAGGCGGAAGAACAGAGCGGCGUCCCUCAAGACGAACGAGCUCCAAGCAUGGGCGCGAAGAGUCUUUGCAUUCCAUUCGAUCAACCAGAAGGCAUCGAGAAGGGAGUGACCAAGUGCGGAAAUCCAAAUUGCUCAAACCUAGCUGAGGCAUGGUGCAUGUUCGGCCGGUCAUAUUAG